GAAGACACUCCUGUUGCACGGGAGGCAGGCCGGUGUUUUUCCACUCUGAUGUCUAAUGGACACCCAUUUUAAGAGACAAAGGUCAGAAAGAAAAGCUUAUAAAUUAAAUUUACGGCUGUAAUUCUCCUAUUCAACACUCAGCCACCGCACAAUAUACAAGGGACAGCUCACUUCCAAAGGAAUAAAAGGACACCAUUACAGCAUGGCACAGAAGGAGAAGCUACAGUGCCUGAAGGACUUCCAUAAGGACACGCUGAAGCCGUCGCCGGGGAAGAGCCCGGGCACGCGGCCCGAGGACGAGGCCGAGGGCAAGCCGCCGCAGCGCGAGAAGUGGGCGAGCAAGCUGGACUUCGUCCUGUCCGUCGCCGGAGGGUUUGUCGGUUUAGGGAAUGUCUGGCGCUUUCCUUACCUCUGCUACAAGAACGGCGGGGGUGCAUUCCUCAUCCCGUACUUCAUCUUCCUGUUUGGUGGGGGUCUGCCCGUCUUUUUCCUGGAGGUGGCCCUCGGGCAGUUCACCUCCGAAGGUGGAAUCACCUGCUGGGAAAAGCUUUGCCCCAUCUUUACUGGUAUCGGCUACGCUUCGAUCGUGAUCGUCUCUCUGCUGAACGUGUACUACAUCGUGAUCCUGGCCUGGGGGCUGUACUACCUGUUCCAGUGCUUUCAGCCUGAGCUGCCGUGGGCCAAGUGCAAGCAGCCCUGGAACAGUGACAGCUGCGUGGAAGACACCUUCCGCAGGAACCGGACGCUCUGGGCCGCGGCCAACGUCACCAACUUCACCUCGCCCGUCACCGAGUUCUGGGAACGCAACGUCCUCAGCAUCUCCAGCGGCAUCGAGGAUAUGGGGGAGCUGAAGUGGGACCUGGCCCUGUGCCUCCUGGCCGUCUGGGUCAUCUGUUUCUUCUGCAUCUGGAAGGGGGUCAAGUCCACGGGGAAGGUGGUCUACAUCACCGCCACCUUCCCCUUCAUCAUGCUCAUCAUCCUCCUGAUUCGUGGAGUGACCCUGCCAGGUGCCUACGAAGGGAUCAAGUUCUAUCUCUACCCAGACCUGAGCCGUCUGAAAGACCCCGAGGUUUGGAUAGACGCAGGCACUCAGAUUUUCUUCUCGUACGCAAUCUGUCUGGGAGCAAUGACAUCACUGGGGAGCUACAACAAAUACAAAUACAACUGCUACAGGGACUGUUUGCUGCUGGGAGGCCUGAACAGCGGUACCAGUUUUGUGUCUGGCUUCGCAAUAUUUUCCGUCCUGGGCUUCAUGGCACAAGAGCAAGGGGUGGACAUUGCCGAUGUGGCAGAGUCAGGUCCCGGCCUGGCCUUCAUCGCCUACCCUAAGGCCGUGUCCAUGAUGCCUCUGCCUACCUUCUGGGCCGUUCUGUUUUUCAUCAUGCUUCUGCUUUUGGGACUCGACAGUCAGUUUGUCGAAGUGGAAGGACAGAUCACAUCCCUGGUUGAUCUGUACCCGUCCUUCCUAAGGAAGGGAUAUCGGCGGGAAAUCUUUAUAGCUAUCUUGUGUGUCAUGAGCUAUCUUCUGGGACUUACCAUGGUUACUCAAGGUGGCAUGUAUGUUUUUCAACUCUUUGACUACUAUGCAGCCAGCGGUGUGUGCCUUUUGUGGGUUGCAUUCUUUGAAUGUAUUGCUGUAGCCUGGGUUUAUGGCGUUGAUAAUUUCUAUGAUGCGAUCGAAGACAUGAUUGGCUACAGACCAAAUCCCUGGAUGAAAUGGAGCUGGUCCGUAAUCACGCCUGUCCUCUGUAUGGGUUGUUUUAUCUUCUCCUUGGUCAAAUACAAACCACUGACGUACAACAAGAUUUACGAGUACCCCGACUGGUCCAUCGGUCUGGGGUGGACUCUCGCCCUGGCCUCUAUGAUUUGCAUCCCGAUGGUGGUGGUCAUAAAGAUCAUUCAGUCUGAUGGGCCACUGAUUGAACGGAUCAAGGCGGUGGCUGCUCCGGUGCGGGGCGGUGCCAGUUCCCGUCCCCCUGGCCACAGGUCGAAGGAAAACGAGCUGACCUACCCCCUGGACCCCAACGGGAACAACGGCUUGAUAAAGCCCAGCCACACUAUUGUCGAAACGAUGAUGUGAGCGCUCUCUGUGAGAGAAUACGAUUCACCCGCUUUCCAUCUUAUAUAUUCGCUAACUCUGAACUAGUGGUAGGACCAGGUUUACAUUGCUACGUAUCUGCACUAGGAGUAUUCUUUUUGUUUUCUACAGAGGAAGUUACAUAUGGGUUUUCUGUCUGUGUUUUUACUUAUUUUUUAUUAUAAUAUUGUUAUUAUUACUACAACUAUUAUUAUUGCUGUAGCUAGAUGGAGGAACGGUCUCUGACACACGGCAGUAUCUUAACAUAGAACUAGUACUGUUCUGUUUUUUUACUCGCUUUCUGUGGAAUAGUGGAAUAUCAGUGGUCUGUCUUUUUAUUUGGGGAGAAUUGAAAAACAAAAAGGGUCAUAUUUAACAGUAAGAACCUAAUCUUAUGUGUAUCGUGUUUGAAAAGUAACAUUCGGUAUGUGGAUGUGUUGAGAAAAAUAAGCCCCGCCCCCACCUUCUCUUUAAAACGUCUUUCUGUUACUGUGGAGGUGCUCUUGUAGGGUAAGAUUACUUUAAUCUGUUGUCAUUGUUGAUGUUUGUUGUGAAAAGUACACCUGAAUGUACAGUACCUCAGCCAGAUUCGCGGACGCCAGAAAUGCCCUGACUCUGAGGGGCUGUGGGUGGACCGCUUCCCUGUCGUGUAGACUGUACAGUGACUAACUCCCCUUAGUGUAAAAACCGCUGGCUUGAAGGACACUACUGCUUUUCUGUCCCAGUGCUUUGGUGUUUCAUUCAAACAUGUCUUGUUUUUUUUGCACUUUUAACGUGGUCGAGAUCGCUCGCCGUAACGAGCGCUCUCUUCCUCUCGUUAGCCGCCCGCUUUCAAGAACUAGCCGGGUGAGUUAGAAGCACACAACAUCGUACUACCAUGACACCGUCAAAACACGUUCCAUUGACUGUCCUCUGCGCCUGCCGGGCCGAUGAGAGGCAAGCUGGGCCUCUCUGUCCACCUGAUUGGCCGAUGAGAGGCAAGCUGGGCCUCUCUGUCCACCUGAUUGGCCGAUGAGAGGCAAGCUGGGCCCCUCCGACCGCUCUGCUGGCCAAUGAGAGGACAAGCUGAGCUUGCCGUCCAUUCUUUUGAGCCGAACAUCUCUCCCACCACAGGAGCAGUCCCAGUUUCACACGAGUCAGCUUUGACCUCCCCCCGAUAACUAUGUCAGCCAGUGUAUUAGGCUUAUGUUAAAAUUCAAAUGUGAUUUAACUAAACCUGCUAAAAUGAUCAACUUUCUCCAUGCCGACACUCUUCCCAGCACCCACAUUUCAACUCCACCUUCUUUUGUAAAGAAACGAAACAAAAAAACCUUAAUAUACAGAGAUUAUCAAUGCGUUUUUUUAAAUAGUUAAUGAAACGGAUGUCGUAGUGAGCCACAGCACAACUAAAUGCUUUAUGUACACGAGGCAUUCUUACCAAGGAAUGUGAAUUCUGUCAUUUCCAGUUUCUCUUCACUAAUUAUAACGAUAGUCUCUUUUUCUGGAUUUUAUUAUUGUAUUCAUUUCGAAAAAUAUUUUAUGUUUAUUUUGUUUUUUCAAUCACAUUUGCCUUUUUAUAUUCAAAAUGUGAUGCUGUAGAUGUGAACUCUGUCACUAAUUACAAAUCUUUAGGACGUAAGACAGAGCCAGCCAUUUACAUUUAAACUGCUAAUCAGUAAAAGCUUAAAUGCAAUUUGUAAUGUGCAAUACUUUGUAGAAAAAAAAGAAGAAGCUAUUUUAAAGCAAUUUUCCUUUCUUACCUUUUCUAAUAGUUGGUACUUUUUUGAGUUUUGAAUUCGAGAUUUAAACACAAAACGACUGAGAUGAUAUGAGAUUGUUCGGGGCCAAUUCUAAUGUAUUGCAAAGGUUUAGCCAUAACAAUAUGAAAAAAAACCAAAACAAAACAAAUUUAAGGCAGCAUUAAUCUUCACUUUUAUAUCAGAAACAAAACCAUGUCAUUCUUCCUUAAAUUGGUCAUUGUUUUCAUGUUGUCAUUGGCUAACUGCUUUGAAACAGAUUGACUUGGCCCCCCUUAGUUACACAAGAAAAUACUUAAGCCAAACAUAUGUACUAUUAUGCUAUUAUCCAAGAGCAGAUUAUUAGCUGACGCUUCUGAAGAGGUAGUAUAGUUCCUGUGUGGUGCUUUUUCAAAGAAACUUAAUUGAAAACCAAAUGAUUCAAAAUCUCAAGGAGAAAUGAUAUACAUCCAAAUGCAGUGAAAGGCUCGCCUGUGAUUACUCAGUGAGUCUCCCCAUCGCGACUGUCAAUGUCACGACGGAGAUGGGCAGUUUAUUUAAUCCUGUGUGUUUCACUCUCGCGUUUUACAUACCAGCCCUUCCUUUUAUAAGCUUGUAAAACGGGAAAAAUGUUUUUAAUCCAUGAAGUGACGUUUUUAAAAACAAAUCUGAAAAUGUUUUUUUUAUUUCUGAAAUCUAACCUGUAAGCGAAAAAAAAAAAAAGAUGUAUUUAAACGAGUUUUACAAUAUCUAAAACUUUUUUUUUUUAUUUCUUAAUAAACAUUUUGUCAUUUGAAAAAUGCCUUCAUUUUGUCAUGUACAGAGAAAAGCAGUCUUUUCGAGGACUGAUCGCAGAACUCUGGUCAGGGUCCAAAAGCAAAUAUUUCAGAACCCCAUUCCUGCGGAUUCUUUUUAGCAGCGCACUGGCGCAUUUACGGGGUCUGUGUCUCCCGGCAGUCUGUCUUUCUAACCCCCCCCCCCCCCCCCCCCCGUAACGCGACUUCAAAUCCACGCUGGUUCCAAGCCAGGGUAUUUCCAAUAUGUGCGCGACUCGGAAUUCCAGCGCGGGGCGUGCGGCGGGGGGCGAUACCGAACGCUCGCCGGGGGACGGGGGUGCCAGAUUCUGCGGGAAGCGCGGCCCUUUCGACGGGUCGGGCCGGACCAACCCGAGCGAAACUGAGAAAGGAGAACUUUUACCUCUAUUUUAAAACCUGCCGCAUAGCGGGCGGACACACGCACACGCGUGACGCCAUCACUGCCUCUCCAUCCGGCCCGUCUGGCAGCAGCUGUCCCAGAAGAGCAGCUGAGCCCGGCACGGGAAGGCUCACUAAGCAAAAACCCAAAACACAACCACCCCAGGGAUUAGACAUUUGGCAAGAGCGCUUGAAGUGCUCCCGAAAUGUACACAGAUCCGUCACCCCCCCGCCCACCCCCACAGCGAAAGGAGUAAAAAUAACAAAAAUAGCCACCCGCACUUGGAAUGGAAUUGGCCACUCUACGUUUUGUAGCAUGGAGGGGAGGCAGAGACCAACUUCCAAUUCCCAGUUUAAAUAAAAAUAGUUUCUCUUGUCUGGCAAAGUGUGCUGAAUUAGGAUGAGCUUGGAGUCUUUCCGAGCUGAUUCAGAUAGUAGCUCUGAUAGAAAGUGAAAUACAUUUUAAUACCUCACUGGGAACCCUCUUUUCUGAGGUCGAUACUGUGCGACCGUAGCACUUACGAGGAAUAUCAUGGAGUUGGCAACUGUGGACUGACUUUCAUAUUCCCUCUAUUACACGGAUACAAGUUUUUAGCCAGAGGAACAUUUCAUGGUACCAGUCUCCUCGUGAGACGAAAACAAUUGUAAUCUCAACCUCUUAAUGUCACGCAAAUAAUGAACUUGCAUUUACCUGCCAUUGCUGUAAUCUUAAUCAGUGUAAAUGUUGGAGUAAUUAGGUGAAAAAUAAGAUGGUUUCCUAUUUCAGCUGUCAAGUGCUAAAUACCCUCAGAACACCGUUUGGCCUCUCCCACAGUUUGGUCCUGCCCACUCCUGGGAAAGCGGUUGCAUUUUCGGAAUUUCGUGAAAUAAGGGAAAAGGGAUAUACGUGAAAUGAAAACAAAAAUAACUCGGAAGAAAAUGCGAAAUAUGUCUGACUUGGAACCAGUUUUGAUUGGUCCACAUACGGGGGAGCUUCAGUUAAUACUGUGUGAAGUGAAAAGGAACAGUUGGUCUUGUCAUACCGACAUCUGUGUGGUUUGUGGAGACUUGAGUCAGUGGUGGUGACUUAAAUGGCUAGACCAUUCUUUGUAUGCCCAGUUGUUCCUUAUUGUAUCAUAAUACUCAAAUUUAACUCUGUGGCAACAUUAUGUUAAACAUUACUCCAUUUCAUUGCUCUGUGAAAUUAAUAGUUUCUGCAUUUCUAGAGAAAAAAAAAAAAACAUAUUUUAGUAACAUGUAUUAUUUGCUUUGAUAGAAGACAUUUGUAACUUGACAAACUUUGUGAGGGAAAAAAUAAAGAAAAUCAUUUAAAAAUA
Messenger RNA from Conger conger (European conger), 6301 nucleotides. RefSeq names its product solute carrier family 6 member 6b (gene slc6a6b). The transcript has 14 exons. Lineage: Eukaryota; Metazoa; Chordata; Actinopteri; Anguilliformes; Congridae. The record is from RefSeq and is a predicted model, not a curated record. Gene Ontology annotation, cellular component: plasma membrane. Gene Ontology annotation, molecular function: taurine:sodium symporter activity. Gene Ontology annotation, biological process: taurine transmembrane transport; sodium ion transmembrane transport; neurotransmitter transport. Bases 203 to 2080 code for a protein of 625 amino acids.